CAUGGAAAUAUCUUCUUCUUUUGUUGUAUUUUCAGGUGGAUCAGCCUGUAAUCAUAUCUUAGAUAGCUUUCAUAAGACAGGCGCCAAUCAAGUUAGUUACAUCCUUGGGAUUUCUGACAAUGGUGGAUCCACCAGUGAGCUGUUGCGGGUACUAGGUGGCCCAAGUGUUGGCGAUCUUCGUUCUCGAUUGAUUCGUUUGAUGAACACUUUGGACGAAGACACUUCAAAAGAAAUGAAAGCCAUCAAAGAUCUCUUGAGCUAUCGUUUACCUGCUGAUAAGAAAAAUCAUCAGAAAGUGCGUGAUGAAUGGGCUUUGAUUGUGGAAGGUCGUCAUAGUCUUUGGAAUGACAUUUCUAUUGAAAAGCGAGAAGCUAUCCGUGGCUUUCUGACACUAUUUGAUUUUGAGAUAUUGAAAAGAGCACAUAAACGAUUCAACUUUUGUAACGGAAGUAUUGGCAACUUCUUCUUGACAGGUGCUCGUCUUUUCACUGGAUCGUUAGAAGCAGCCAUCUUUUUGUUUGCUUCCAUCACAGGCAUCACUUCUGCUCCUACGUCAGUUGUACCAGUCAUUAAUACAAACCAAACAGCUACAAUUGCUGCUUCCUUACUAAAUGGAGAGACGCUGGUAGGCCAAUGCGAAAUCUCUCAUCCCUCACCAUACCAACAAAAGAACAAAAAGCAAGGUGCAUGUACUCCCGGUCGAAAACGAAUAAACCCUAUUGAUGCAUUCUCCUUUUUUGAAGAUCCUUUUAAUAUGAUCGAAACAAAGCUAGAUGACGACGACAACGAUAACGAUACCAAUGCCAACUUGUUUUUUUCUAAACAAGUGGACCAAAAGCUUACUUCACCUAUUAAUCGUAUCUAUUACAUCAAUGAAUAUGGACAAGAGAUUUACCCUGUGCCGAAUCCUAAAGUGAUCAGCCAUAUAUCCUCUAAGAAGACACUUGUGUAUUCGAUUGGCUCCCUUUAUACUUCCUUAGUGCCUUGUCUUGUUCUCCGCGGUGUAGGAAACUCUAUUGUCCAAUCGCAAACCUUGAAGCACAAGAUUCUAUUAUUAAACGGCACAAAUGAUCGUGAAACAAGUGACUAUACAGCUCUAGACUUUAUCAAUGCCAUCACCCGUGCGCUGAAUGAAAGUCAAAGGAUUGACGCACGCCGUGCAUUCUAUGAAUCAUGCGAGGAUGACGACGAUCAGGAAGAAGUGCCUGACUAUAUUUCAAGUAGAGCAAGCAGUAUCUCAAGUGCCAUCAUCAAUACCCCACCUUCAUAUUCUUCUCAAUUUUCAAGUAUGACCAUUGGAAGCAUGCCAGCUUCUCCUUCGCAUCGUUACCCACCCUUUCCUAACCAUUCAUUUUACCCGAGUUCACCCUCAUCCUUUAUUACGCAUUUAAUCUACCUUGACAAUAGUGCUAUUCCAGUCGACAUUGAGGCUAUUCAAAGACUCGGUAUUCAAUGUGUCUGCAUGAGGGGUGCUACUUCAGUCACUGGUGAACCCAUUUAUGAUCAAACUUCUGUUACCGAAGCCAUUGAAUCUAUUGUAAAUAACUAAUUAUCCCCCUUUCCUUUUUUUGUACUAUAAUGAUAUCCCGAAAAAAAAGUUUAAUAAACCUCUGUUUCCAUGGUAAUUCUACUCCGC
Molecule: messenger RNA, 1636 nt
Organism: Gilbertella persicaria
Lineage: Eukaryota; Fungi; Mucoromycota; Mucoromycetes; Mucorales; Choanephoraceae
Exons: 3
Molecular function (GO): LPPG:FO 2-phospho-L-lactate transferase activity
Source: RefSeq, a predicted model, not a curated record